Molecule: messenger RNA, 1326 nt
Organism: Exserohilum turcica Et28A
Lineage: Eukaryota; Fungi; Ascomycota; Dothideomycetes; Pleosporales; Pleosporaceae
Exons: 1
Coding region: 1-1326 (441 amino acids)
Source: RefSeq, a predicted model, not a curated record
AUGUCGUCGUUUCAGCCCUUCCGCUUUCUGGACCUGCCUGGCGAGAUCCGCAACAACAUUUAUGACGUGCUGCUCUGUUCGUGGGACGAUGAGCUCGAGCAUGACCCACGCAUCAUCAGCAACCUCAGCCGGCGCGUCCCAAGCAACCCGUCGCCAGCCCUUCUCCGCGCCAACAAGCAAGUGCAUGCCGAAGCGUCGGACUACAUGAUCAAGCGCAACCAGUUUGUACGCAUCACGUGCCGAGGCAUGGACGUGCGGAAUCUCUUCCUCGGCGAUGGGAUUCCCGUCAUUACCACGGAUGCUCGCAAGGUCAGCUUGUUUGACGGCCAUGUGAUGCAUAUGACGCUGUCCAAGCCAGCCUUUGUGCGGUCGGUAUUCCAGUUUUCCGAAUAUGAAAUCAUGAUGCUGCGGUCCGACUUGCCCAAGCUGUUGGAGCAGCUGGACAUUGAGACGGUCAUGUCUGAUGCCAACUCGACGACGAGCGAGCAUGUCUCGAUGCAAGCGUCGAUCCGACUCAACUACGCCCAAACGCGCUUCUUUUCGCCCAAGAUGCAGGAAGGGCUUUUGCAGCCGAUUGCAGCGUCUUUGCGUGGGGUGCCAAAGCUUCAGAUUGUUGGGCGUGUUGACAGUGGCCUGGCCGAGGCAGUCAAGGCCGAGGUGGCGAGGCCGCGGUGGACAGAAGCCAAGGCGACGAUUGAGGAGAUUGGCACGGGUGUAGACGUUGGCAAGCGCCAAUGGCAGCAGAACAACGUGUACGCAGCGUCGGGGUCGUGGGCAUACGCGCUGCGGACGCUGGAGCGCAUGCGGCACAGCUCGUCAUGGGCCGGACUGCAGAAGGCGGGCGGGCAGGAGUUUGUGAACAAGAUUGCGGAUCUCUACUUUACGCUCAACCUGCUGCACGCGCAGUUUCUGCAGAUGGACAUGGCCAACGACGAGUGGCGAGAGGGAGCACUGGUGGGCGGCAACGGACGCGUGGCGAUUCAGCACCUGCGCAAGUGCGAGACUGCGAGUGCGCGAUUUGCACAGCACGCGGGGGCUACGUGGGCGCCUAGCAACGAGCAGUCGGCUAAGAUGCUGUUCCGCCAUGCACGAUGCCUGAGGCUGAUGGGUGAGCCGGGCAGCAGGGUCAAGGCGGUGACGAUGAUUGAAGAAGCGGCAGCGCUGGCCCCGACGGACGUGGGGAUUCGCGACGAAAAGGAGGCCGUGUUAGCGUGGGAGGCCGAGGGGGAGGAGCAGCGGCGCUUGGCGGCAGCCGAGCAGGCGGUUGAGGAGCGGCUGUCCAUGUGGCAGUCUUUCCUAGGGGCUGUGGCGGAGCUUGCAUCAUGA